Messenger RNA from Entamoeba invadens IP1, 828 nucleotides. RefSeq lists its product as hypothetical. Lineage: Eukaryota; Evosea; Mastigamoebida; Endamoebidae. The coding region runs from base 1 to 828 and encodes 275 amino acids. The transcript is spliced from 2 exons. The record is from RefSeq and is a predicted model, not a curated record.
AUGAGUGAAGACAACGACUCCAGUGUGCUUAUCCACGAGGAAGAAAACAAAGAGCAAGAGUUCGACGAUUACGAAAACACUAUUGACACCAUUGUUGGGACAAAAGUGACAACCACUACAUUCACACUUCUAUCUCUCUUCGUUUUUUUGACAGCCGCUGUCAUUCUUGUUCUUUUCGAUCCAAAUCGUGUUUUGUGCUCAGUGAUUUGUUUGAUUUUCGUGGUGAUGUUGCCGAUAAUCUCGGUUCGAAUUGACGGUAUCCUUCAAGGGAAUGUAGUGUAUUAUUUCAUCCCAAUAUUUGUGAUGGAAAUUUUAAAUAGUUCACUUCGAGUGUCAGACUAUUACAAAGCGAUUCCAACAUACGUCAUCCGCAAAGAAUCGUUUGGCCAUGACUUCUCCUUUGGGUGUAUGCUGGCCUCAGACAUCUUCAGAAUGCUUUUUGAAGUCUUUUUGUGUCUCACCAUACGAACUGUAUCGAUAUUUGGAAACAAUUACCUUUACUGUGGAAGUUUUCUCAUAUUGUCUCUCAUAUUUUAUUUCAUAAGUUUCCUCUUUUUCAGAGAGACAACUGCACGGACAGGACUUGUCUUCAUCUCAUUACGUGGGCUUUUCGUCCUAUUUUCGAUUGCACAGAUUUUGAUGAUCUGCUUUAAUGUUGGACAGUUUAAGCAUUACUCAAAAUUUGUCGCGUCGAUUCCCGUUCUCAUAUACCUUGUAAUCAUCCACGUCCUUUUUAUUGCGUCGCCAGUGUUGUACUUUUCUCUCUUCAAAAAGAUCAAUUCGUUGAAUGUGCCGCAAUUCAAAGAGUCUUUCUUACACCAAAAUUGA